CGCGGGAGGGGGCGUGGCUCGCGCGCCGUGACUCCGCCCCGUCGCAGACGUCACAUCCUGCGCGCACGUGACGCCACCGCUGUGCGCCGCGGGAGGAGCGCGCGGGACGGCGCCGCCAUGAGCAGUGACCUGGACGUGUUCGUGGGGAACACGACGCUGAUCGACGAGGAGGUGUACAGGCUGUGGCUGGAUGGACACUCGGUGGCCGAGGCCGUGGCCCGGCGGCUCCGCGUGGGGGUCCUGGAGCGCGAGGGCACCUCGGUGGCCGUGCUGCAGAGCGACACCCGCGACCACUACAGAACGUUCCAGAUGCUGGAGCGGCUCCUGCACGCGCCCCCCCGGCUGCUGCAGCAGCUGCUGUUCCAGAUCCCGCCCGAGAGACAGGCCCUGCUGGUGCAGAGGUACUACGCCUUCGACGAGGCGCUGGCCCGGGAGCUGCUGGGCAAGAAACUCUCCAAGGGCACCAAGAAGGAGCUGGACGAGGUCAGCGCCCGCACGGUGGGGAUCCGCAGCUGCCGCCGCCAGUUUGACAACUUCAAGAGGGUGUUCAAGGCGGUCGAGGAGCUGCGGGGGCCCCUGGCCGAGAACAUCCAGCAGCUCUUCCUGCUGCCCCCCGCCCUGGCCCGGGACUACGCCGCCAUCGUGUUCUUCGCCAACAGCCGCUUCGAGACGGGCAAGAGGCGCCUGCAGUUCCUGAGCUUCGGGGACUUCGCAGCCUGCGCCCAGAGCAUGAUGGCCCACUGGAGCCAGGGGGCCCUGGCCCCCGAGGCGGCCGAGCCCGACGGGGACCUGCCCAAGUCGUUCCUGCAGGACCUGAAGGAGCUGAAGGUGCUGGUGAGCGACAAGGACCUGCUGGACCAGCACAAGAGCCUGGUGUGCGCAGCCCUGCGGGGGAAGAUCUCGGUCUACAAUGAGCUCGAGGCCAAUUUCAAGGCGCUGUCUCGGGCUCUGGUGAACGUGGGCGGGAAGCUGACCCACGCCCGCGACGUGCGGGAUUUCUUCGUGGACCUGGUGGAGAAGGUGAUCGAGCCGUGCCGCUCUGACAAGUGGAGCCCGGGGGACCUGAGGCUCUUCCUGACGCACUACACGGCAGCACCCCGAAACCUGCCGGGGUUCAGGCACCAGGCGCUGUGGGAGCGUUACAUGGCCGCCAUCAGCGCCUGCCUGCUGCGCAUGUACCACGAGUGAGCCCAGACUGCGCCCCAAAAACCGCGCCCCAAAAACCCCGCCCCAAAAACGGACAUGGCCCCAAAAACAGCGCCCCAAAAACGGACAUGGCCCCAGAACCGCACCCCAAAAACGGACAUGGCCCCAAAAACAGCGCCCCAAAAACGGACAUGGCCCCAAAAACAGCGCCCCGAGGAUGCGGCACCCCUGGGAAAUCAAAGGAUCCGGAACCUGCAGUGACCUGAAAUGAGAAUAAUUUGGGAUACCCCAAAAGUUUGGGAUACCCCGGAAGUUGGAGAUACCCCAAAACUUGGGCAGCCUCCAAAUACAAGACCCCCCGAAGGAGACGAUACCCGAAAACCCAACGGGCCAAGGAUGGAGCAUCAGCACCCCAAAAUUUGGGUGUUUGGGGAACCCCCCAGGAAGGGACCCCGAGCACCAGGACACCCCAAACCUGAGACACCCCAAAUCCGGAGGAGCAGCAGCGCUGCAAAAAUCGGGACGUUGGGAAUGGGGGACCCCAAAAAGGGGGGGAUGCCCAAACCGGGACACCCCAAACCCGGGGGGCCCCUCCCGUGUGACCCCAAAAUUGGGGUGGGGGUGCAAUAAAGAGCCGG
Molecule: messenger RNA, 1784 nt
Organism: Camarhynchus parvulus
Lineage: Eukaryota; Metazoa; Chordata; Aves; Passeriformes; Thraupidae
Gene: FIBP
Product: FGF1 intracellular binding protein
Biological process (GO): platelet aggregation
Cellular component (GO): nucleus
Molecular function (GO): fibroblast growth factor binding
Source: RefSeq, a predicted model, not a curated record